Messenger RNA from Budorcas taxicolor (takin), 333 nucleotides. Its product is annotated as ADP-ribosylation factor 3-like. Gene Ontology annotation, cellular component: cytoplasm; plasma membrane. Lineage: Eukaryota; Metazoa; Chordata; Mammalia; Artiodactyla; Bovidae. Gene Ontology annotation, biological process: intracellular protein transport; vesicle-mediated transport. The record is from RefSeq and is a predicted model, not a curated record. The coding region runs from base 1 to 333 and encodes 110 amino acids. Gene Ontology annotation, molecular function: GTPase activity; GTP binding. The transcript has a single exon.
AUGUGCAUUCUCAUGGUGGGCCUAGAUGCUGCUGCAAAGACCACCAUCCUGUACAAACUAAAGCUAGGUGAAAUGGUGACCACCAUUCCCACUAAAGGCUUCAAUGUGGAGACCGUGGAAUACAAGAACAUCAGCUUCACUGUGUGGGACACAGGGGGCCAGGACAAGACCUGGCCUCUGUGGUACCACUACUUCCAAAUCAGACAAGGUCUCACCUUUGCAGUUGACAGCAGUGACACAGAGCAUGAGAAUGAGGUCCAAAAGGAGCUCAUGAGGAUGCUAGCAGAAGACAAGCUUAGGGACACUGUUCUGCUCAUGUUUGCUAACAAAUAG